UCCUGUCCUCAUUCCGCACAUUCUUCGCAUCGCUCGCGCCGCUCCGCGCCGCCCGAGCCGAGCCGAGCCUCCGCGGCCCCGCCGCCCGCCGCGGGCGCCCCCCAGCACUUCGCACACUCGCUUCCAGCCCGCGGGAAGUCCGCGCGCCGGGGCCCGGGCCCGGGGCGGCCGCGGCGGGGCGCAGGCCAUGCGCUGACCCCCCAGCGCGCAGCGUCGCCCGAGCGCGGGCAGCUGCCCCGGCGCGCCCUGCCAGUCCCGGGAGCCGGCGAGGCCGGCCUGGGGCGGCCCGGUGCGGGAGCACCGCGGGGAGUAUCGGCUGGAGCAGCUCAAGGGCGACGGCCCAGCGUCCCGAAGUUUGCCGCGCCAGCUCGGGCGGCCGAGGUUUGUUUCCUUGAAAAGGCUCCAGGCUUCGGCUUGGAAAAUCCAACCGCCAAAAUUGAGCCCAGCAGCUGGAGCGGCAGCGAGAGCCCUGCCGAAAACAUGGAAAGGAUGAGCGACUCGGCAGAUAAGCCGAUUGACAACGAUGCGGAGGGGGUCUGGAGCCCUGACAUCGAGCAGAGCUUUCAGGAGGCCCUGGCGAUCUAUCCGCCGUGUGGGAGGAGGAAAAUCAUCUUAUCAGACGAAGGCAAAAUGUAUGGCAGAAAUGAAUUGAUAGCCAGAUACAUCAAACUCAGGACAGGGAAGACAAGGACCAGGAAGCAGGUGUCUAGUCAUAUACAGGUCUUAGCAAGAAAGAAAGUUCGAGAAAUUCAAGCCGCCAUUAAGGUGUCUAGUCACAUUCAGGUUCUUGCCAGAAGGAAAUCUCGUGAUUUUCAUUCCAAGCUAAAGGAUCAGACUGCUAAGGACAAGGCCUUGCAGCACAUGGCUGCCAUGUCAUCAGCCCAGAUCGUUUCGGCUACUGCUAUCCACAACAAGCUGGGGCUGCCUGGGAUUCCACGCCCCACCUUCCCGGGGGCACCGGGGUUCUGGCCUGGAAUGAUACAGACAGGACAGCCAGGAUCCUCACAAGACGUCAAGCCCUUUGUGCAACAGGCCUACCCCAUCCAGCCAGCAGUCACAGCCCCCAUUCCAGGGUUUGAGUCUGCGUCAGCCCCAGCUCCCUCGGUCCCUGCCUGGCAGGGCCGUUCCAUCGGCACAACCAAGCUUCGUCUGGUGGAAUUUUCAGCUUUCCUUGAACAGCAGAGAGACCCGGACUCGUACAACAAACACCUCUUCGUGCACAUCGGGCAUGCCAACCAUUCUUACAGUGACCCGUUGCUUGAAUCUGUGGACAUUCGUCAGAUAUACGACAAGUUUCCUGAAAAGAAAGGUGGCCUGAAGGAACUGUUUGGAAAAGGCCCUCAGAACGCCUUCUUCCUCGUAAAAUUCUGGGCGGACUUAAACUGCAAUAUCCAAGAUGACGCCGGGGCUUUCUACGGUGUGAGCAGUCAGUACGAGAGUUCUGAAAACAUGACGGUUACCUGCUCCACCAAAGUGUGCUCUUUUGGGAAACAAGUAGUAGAAAAAGUAGAGACGGAGUAUGCAAGGUUCGAGAAUGGCCGGUUUGUGUACCGAAUAAACCGCUCGCCGAUGUGUGAAUAUAUGAUCAACUUCAUCCACAAGCUCAAACAUCUACCAGAGAAAUAUAUGAUGAACAGUGUUUUGGAAAACUUCACCAUUUUAUUGGUGGUAACAAACAGGGAUACACAAGAAACUCUCCUCUGCAUGGCCUGUGUGUUUGAAGUUUCGAAUAGUGAACAUGGAGCACAGCAUCAUAUCUACAGGCUUGUAAAGGACUGAACCUGGUUAUUUAUAUAGAUAGAAAUCUGUAUAUACACACACAUAUGUGCACACACACACUCUCUCCAUUAUCGAACGACUGACUGUAAACCUCACCACAGGUGAUGCCCUGGCCCCCAGGUCACACCCUGACUUUUCUAAAUCCUGUUUGAGUGAACUUAUUAUUAUUUUUUCAUAUGUUCUUGCUAUCAUUGUAGCUGUGAAAUUGUGAUGCAGUUUUUGUGUGUUCCUCAGAUCUGCAACCCACAAUUCCUUGGGGAAGGUGAAUCUUAUCAGCCUAAACCUCUCUCUCUGCAGACCUGUUUCCUGUUGUGGUAGAAAAUAGUUCUGAGACAGAGGAUUGGCCACGGGGCAUCGACUGCCUUUAUACAAAUGUAUUUAGUUCUUUUGUUUGUUUUUCCAACAUAAAAUUCUUGUGUUAAGAUACAAGUAAAAUUAAUCUUUAAAUGUAAAUUAGUACAAGAAAACUAAGAUUCUUUAGACUUAUCUUUGUAAUUAAUUAGGGUGGAAGUUAUGGAAGAAUGUAAUUCACUAAAUUAUUUUUUAAAUGAAAUCUUUCUUUUUAAAACCAAAUGUUAAACUAUAGCCUUAAGAAAUACUUGGUAGAAAUAUCCUAAUGAGACAAAUUUUUUACCUUCCCCUUCAAGGUUAAACUAAUAUCUUAAUUCAUUAAACUGUUGAAACAGGUGUUGCAGAGGAAGAAAUUGUCACCCCUUAUCCUUAACAUAUAUAGUAUAUUUAAAAAUGUAAAAUUGUAUUGUACUAAUGUGAUAAUUGAUUAUUUAAUGAAAAAGAAAAGAUGGCUCUUUUGCAAUAAGUAGGUAAUACUGAAACAAAUCUAAGCUUACAAUGUUGUAGUCUUGUGUGUGCAGUUACAUUUUAUAUGGUCAACCAAAUUUUUUUAUGGAGAAGAGUUCACAUUUGAACCACUGAAAUUUCAUAGCAAAAAUUUUUAAAUUGGCAUGAACACUGCACUGUGAGUUGCAAAGGAUGUAGAAUCGUGUGGCUGGGAGAAAACUGUCAUCAUCUGGACAAGUAGAAGGCUCAUCGGGCUUGGUCACUGCUCCCCAGACUGUCACUGUCACAAGCCUCCCCACCAGCCUGUGGGUAGUUGGUUGCUGGGAACCGAACAUGGCGUGGGAAGCUCUGAGUUCCUGCACGUGUGGAUAUUCAGUUCUCUGAACUCCUGUUUCCUGUGGUUUCCUAUUGCUCAUCACCUCUCUUGAUCUGCUUUACAGACGUGGAUCUAUUUCCUCUGAGCGCAUCCGUUUCCUUGACAUCUCUUCAUAAGCCUCAGUGGCUCUUCAUGCGCUCUCUCUCUCCACACCCCUCUCUCUGAUCUUUUCAAGCAGACUCCCUCAUUCAGGUAGUUCUGUUUCCAAGAGAGAUUUCACCGCUCUGAUCUGAGUAUUCCAAAACAUUGCCCAUCAGCGUUGGUCUCAUGUGGCCAGUCUGGGGUUACUUUCCUAUGUGCUUUCUCACUGGGGAAGCAAGAAAGGUUACCCCUCUGCUUCCCAGGGAAGGCAAGAGGAAAGCUAGAGUUUCCUUAGACUCAUGUGCACACACACACACACACAGAGAGAUAGGAAUAUGUGAACACAGUAGAACAUGACAUAAACUUUUUAAGUUUAAAAAUCAAACAGCAUGGCAAUUUUUUUAUGUGUGUGCCAAGACUAUCAAGUUAAAUCCUACUUCUACUAUAUCCAGGUGACACACACCCCUUCUUUGUCCCAACAUCUGCUCUGGCUGUGCUUAUAUGGUAUCCAGCUACUUGUGGUCUUUGGUGGUUGGGCGUGGCUGGCAUGUAGCUAAAAGAACCACACUGGAUUGACUCUUGUCUCCUCCCAUCUGCAUCCCUGGUCCCUGGGAAGACUUGAGGAGAAUGUGCAAGACUUUGUCUUUAGCAAUAUGCCUCCCUUGUGUAAGCCAGCAGGGCAUUGUUCUCUUCAAGAGAAAUAACUGCCUUGGUUCCCUGAGUCUAAGCCAGCCCUCAAAGAAUGGUUACCCUGGGUUUCUCCCGGUAGUCUUCAGAUCAGAUGUUUAAAGAUCUGUCCUGGGAAUGUUUUUUUAGCUUUGAUUUCUUAUAUCCUUCCUCUAGAGGAAUGUCCUAUUAUCCUGAGACCAGGACCAUACAAAUGGGUACAAAUGAUCUGUGCCUACAGGCCAGGCCAUCCCAGAAGGUGACGGGGGAGAGGUCUACCACUCAGGAGUGGACUUGCCUCUCUAUACCUCCCGAGCUCUGGGGGUUUAUUUCUCAAGUACCACCUAGAGGGUAAUGGUUGUCAAUGGGGAGGGGUAUGCUUUCUCAGAAUUAGGAUAAUGUCUCUGUUGCCUCACUGCAUCCUCUCCUUCCAAAUGCCUUUCCCAUGCGAGUGGUAGGAAUGACGCUGACUCACUUUUUGCUCUGAAAACAGCUAUUAAUUCUUUU
This is a messenger RNA of Chionomys nivalis (European snow vole), 4207 nucleotides long. RefSeq names its product TEA domain transcription factor 1 (gene Tead1). Bases 481 to 1779 code for a protein of 432 amino acids. NCBI's taxonomy places the organism in Eukaryota, Metazoa, Chordata, Mammalia, Rodentia, Cricetidae. The record is from RefSeq and is a predicted model, not a curated record. Gene Ontology annotation, cellular component: transcription regulator complex. Gene Ontology annotation, biological process: regulation of transcription by RNA polymerase II; embryonic organ development; hippo signaling. The transcript is spliced from 13 exons. Gene Ontology annotation, molecular function: RNA polymerase II cis-regulatory region sequence-specific DNA binding; DNA-binding transcription factor activity, RNA polymerase II-specific.